UUUGCGGCCGAACCGUGGACACUACGCAGUGAGCAGCAGGUAGUGAUGGCGGCUCAGUAACACGUGUUGUGGGGCUGAAGCUGUACACACCGGUGCGGAGACACAACUGUGAAUCAUGGCGAAGAGACACGCAGAGGAGUCGCUGCUGCUGCUGCAUGAGUUUCCCUCCAAAACCCUCCCUCGGUCCCUCCUCAGUGUGGACCUGCAGCUGGGGGCCGACCCCCCGGCAGCAGCCCGGCCUGUGAGCCGCAGCCCCCCGGCCCUGCUGGCCGUGGUGGGCGGCGGCCGCUGCAGGAAGAGGCCGCACUCCUCCGAGGAGCCGGAGCAGAAACCCCAAGGACCAGGGGUUUGCAUCAGGGAACAUGCGGCUGCUGGUGGUGGUGUGACGGUGCAGACCCCUGGAAGCGUCCGGGAGCAUCACGGCAGCGGACCACCCGCGAACCACAAGAAACGACCCCGAGAAGACCGCGGGACUUCUCCCCCUGGAGGUCUUCAUAAAGUUGCAGCUGGAGACUCAGACACUGAAGACUGCGCUUUCAACACCUUCUGGUUCUGGAGGCCCCCCCUCCCUAAACUGGACCUCUCACUGCUGGAAGAUGACCACAGCCGUCCCCAAACAGUGCAGAGGUCAAAGGUCAAAAGCCGUUUCUCUGACGCCAUGGAGACGUGAGGUGGCUAACAUCAGUAGGGCAACAUGAUGAUUGAAACGUGGUGCGCUCCAGUAGGUUGCCCGAAUUGCAUCCAGGUGAGAUGCGACAACCUGACUGUCCAAUGAGCCCUGUCUGACUGAUACGUGGGCUGUAGAAAGUGAGAGAAUCCAGAGAGCGCAAAGAUCCCCCAAAGCUGAUUGGCCACUUAACCAACUGUUCAUGAAUAUUCGCUCUCUACAAAUGCCUGAUUCUUUUUUAUAAACAUCUCUAAAUUAUUCUUUGAGAAAUUCCUAAAAUGUUGAGAAAUAUCUCACAAUGUUUGAGAAAGUAAAAAAUAAAUAAAAAAAUCCUGGAUCCACCAUUAAUAAAGUCCGCUCCAAACAUGUAUGAUUUUCUUUGAUCCAUACUCCACCCUUUCCAAGUUUCAAUAAAAUCAGUUAAUUAGUUUUUCAUAAUCUUGCUAAAUGAAAACAAAUUCUUUGGUGGAGGCAGAAGGGAUUUAUUCUCAUCCCUCAUUCAAUUAUAUGUAUGAGCAGUGACAGGAGCCUUUUUGUUAUAUGCUGAAUCCUGACCAAACAAACGUGCAGCAGUAUUUUAUACACACCUGUUCAAACAGUUCUUAAAGCAAUUUGUUGUAACUCUGCCCACAUUAUGUGACUGUAGUGUUAGUGUAGACUGUUGUAGAUGUUGUGGGAAAUCUUCAUUUUGAAUUUGCCUCACAGAAGGCUUUAACGUGUGCUGUAUUAGCAGUUUUCUUUGGGAUGUUACUUGUACAUGUUAUUGGCAAUCAGUCCUGAUUGUCACUGUCAUCUGUGUUUUUGGCAAUAAAUGCAGUUUUCUAUCCA
Molecule: messenger RNA, 1495 nt
Organism: Limanda limanda (common dab)
Lineage: Eukaryota; Metazoa; Chordata; Actinopteri; Pleuronectiformes; Pleuronectidae
Exons: 2
Coding region: 116-670 (184 amino acids)
Source: RefSeq, a predicted model, not a curated record